Messenger RNA from Durotheca rogersii, 1579 nucleotides. RefSeq lists its product as uncharacterized. The transcript has a single exon. The record is from RefSeq and is a predicted model, not a curated record. The coding region runs from base 324 to 1286 and encodes 320 amino acids. NCBI's taxonomy places the organism in Eukaryota, Fungi, Ascomycota, Sordariomycetes, Xylariales, Xylariaceae.
AUCAAGCCCGAAACAGAACCAUCAAUCACGCCUGUCUGUCUUUUCCUCGCGCCGACAACCAUUUCAUACGUCUUCCUACUCGGGGUCCCGCAAUUGCAACCAAAUCAUUCGAGCCUCCGUAACUCGACACCACCCUUGACCUCCCCGCAAACGCCGGGGCCAAUGCCAAUCACAUCAGCCUCGACCUCCAAUCGAGACGAUCAUUUCCUCACCACUGAUCCCAUUCGAGGGCUCUCCGACACUUGAAAUAGGAAACCCCCCCCCCAAAGGAGGAACUCUCACAUGAUCCACCGCGUCCCGCACCGCAGCCGACCAACGACAAAAUGGACAGCAAAUUCCCGUUCGACGCGCCGCCGCCGGCCUACACCGCGACCGCCGACGCCGCCGUCGCCCCGCCGAUCCCCGCCGAGGGGUCGCAGCUCGACCCGCUGACGUCGCACCUGCACGAGUACGUGGCGGCGCUGCCGGGGCGCAUGCGCAUGACGCAGGAGGCGUGGCGCGCGGCGCAGCGGUUCGGCGACGCCGCGGUGCUGGAGGGCGCGGUGCCGGCGGUCGCGGGGUUCCUGGCGGACGUGGGGGCGCAGCCGGGGCGCGCGCCGCCGCGCGCCACGCUGACCCUGGUGCCCGACGGCGCGGUGCCGCGCGCCGCCGUGCUCAGCAGCGCCGAGGACAUGCGGCGGCGGGGCGAGCUGUGCCGGGUCGCGCGCGUCGCGGGGCCCGCGCGCGGGGGCGCCGGCGCGGCCACCAAGGAGAAGGCCGGCCGCGCGCGCGACCCCGACGGCGAGGACCCGAGCUGGGCGCCGGGCCGCGAGUUCAGCGACUGGGGGCGGUUCGGCGACGAGGACGGCAGCGCGGCCGGCGGCUCCGCCGACCCGGACGCCCUGCUCUGGUGGCGCGACGAGGACAUGGCGCGCCGCCUCGCCGGCUACCUCCAGCCGCCGGCGGACCCAGACGACGACGACGACGACGACGCCGCCGCCGCGCCGGCCGUCGAGCUUAGCACCCCCGUCCGCGCCGCCGUCGAGGCCAGGAUCCCCGCCAAGAAGGACAAGAAGAAGGCCUGGGGCUGGGGCCGCAGCCGCGGCAGCCAGACGCAGACGGAGGCACCGCUACCCGCUGCGACGCCAGCUGCCCCUCCAGCAGCGGGUAGCGAGAAGCGGCGGCGGCGCGGCACCGUGGUCACGGCGACCGCCGAGGAGGUUUCGUUUCGCCACGAAAACGCGUUCGGGCUGCUGGAGAGCUUGAGCGGGUGGGGGGUGGUCGUGACGGUGGAGGUCAAGAUCUGAGGCCGUCGCUGAUAGUUACGCGUAUAUCCCGCCCUAGGUAGCGUAGGUAGGAGAGGACUGGGUAGAGAGUGGCUUAUGAUACCCCUCAGGCACGGAAAGUAUAUCCCGGACGGAAAAGACAAAUCCCAUCUGCCAAGCGUUCGGGACCAAUGGCAAGGAAUAGCCCAGGGAUGGUCGCAAAGGGGGGGAGGGGGGUUGUUCUCAUGUACACCCUUUCGGUGAUCCGUCUAGCCGAUAAUAUCCGCCCACGAGUCCACCGCGUAGGGUCACUAAUUGCUUAUUUUAAUCCAGCC